AUGGGCAAAUUCCACGAUAACAGCGUACUUGAUGCUUCCUCUGCCUCCAAUCCCCGCAAUCUAUACUGCAUGGAUUCUCCGCGAGUUCGUUCGAAACGGUCCUUCGCUUGCAAGGAGCCAGGCUGCGGACGCUCUUUCCUGCGCCAGGAGCACCUGCAGCGGCAUCAUUUAAAUCAUGCACCGCAGGAGAUCUUUUCGUGCGAUCUAUGUCCCAAGUCAUUUGUCCGGCAAGAUCUCUAUCGACGGCAUAAAUCACGCCAUGAAAAAGGAAUGUUCUUUCGAAAUACCGGGGGCGUUGUGAAGCCAUCAUCUGCUGCUCAAUCACCUCGCCGCAAAUCCAAAGCCUCGCUGAUGCAGGCCUGUACCGCGAGCCAGCUGAACUCGACACAAAUUGAAGGCCACGAGCAUGCCGCCAGCUCGAGCUCGGGGGACAUGGACAAGACUACCAGCGACCCACAACAACCCGGAGAAUUCCAGAGCGGGGACGGCGCUGCAGUUGAUCCCGUAUGGACCGGGUGGGUCGAACCCGACAAUAGACAGGACGAUUUAGAUUGGUUUUUCGAACCAGGGCAGAGCAGCCAGGAUCUCGUGGAGACGGCAAUCUCACAUUUGGACAUUGAUCUGCUGAUGAACGUCGACUUGCCCUCCCAAUUCCGCUCUGGAAACAUGGGCGCUGAGUACAUGUUGGAAGGAGACAGGAUUGGGGGCGUUCCCAGCAGUAGCCAACAGGAUGAGUGGCUGAUUGCUCGAUCCAAUAUCUUUGAUGCACUGGCUCAGCUGGAUACUAGCAUCUUACAAUCCCCGUUCUUUGACGUCGUUAACCUGAAGAUGUUCUACGCCCUCUACCUCGAGCACUACCACCCCCAUUUCCCCAUUGUCCACCAGCCAACACUGUCUGCCAUUAGUUGCGAGCCACUCCUGCUUAUAGCCAUUUUAGAUCUCGGUUCCACUAUAGUCAGCGAUGAUGCACUGUUUCUCGUGGGGCAACAGGUCCACAACUCGCUUCGCCAAAUCGUUAUCAACAGCGGCAUGUUUGAGCCCCCGAUUCCGCUCUGGUGUCUGCAGGCUCUCCUCCUUGUGCAAGCUUACGGGAAAAUGAUCUCAUCGCGAAAGAACUACGAAAUGGCGCACAUCUUCCACGGGGCAAUCAUUACAAUGAUGAAAAGGGGAAGUGCCUACCUCGCGGCCUCCACCCCUCGCGCUCCUCAGCCUACAGACUCCGUCCAGCAAACCUGGUUCCGAUGGAUCAGCGAAGAAUCCUGGAGACGAACGGCGUUUUUUGCCUUUGUCAUGGAUGCCCAGCAUGCCUGUGUCUUUGGGCACAGCCCUGUGCUGUCUGUGAGUGACAUGCAGAUGGCACUUCCGUGCGCAGAAUCCCUGUGGGAAUGCACAUCCCCCGAGGGCUGGCAGGAACUGAGAUCCCAGGGCCAGUGCCACUCUUCCUCCACUGAAAAUGCCACCCCCUCGUCUUCCUCCAUCUCAUACUUCCUCCCAGCGCUCAAAUCCAUGAUUCGCGGAAACAUUGUCCCUCCAAGCUGCAGCGAAUACGCAAGGUUUAUCCUGCUGCAUGGCCUGAUGAAUCUUCAGACCCAUCUCCACGCUGGUUCUCGGUUGACGCUUGGGAUUGAAGUCGGGAAAUUCCACCCAAAGGAGUCCGUAGCCUUGACGGAGGGAGGAGAAGGAGGGGCGGCGAGGACUGCCACGUCCAAUUCGGAAACCCUCGUAAAGCCAUGGGCUCCCCUUAUUAGCUCCGCAAUCGACUCGUGGUCGACCUGCUUGUUCUCAUUACAGCCUUCAGUAUGCCUCGAGGCUGCCCGGCCCCUGCACCGUAUCGCACAUAUCACCCUGCAGAUCAGCGUAAUCGACAUCCACACCCUCGCCAUGGACCCCGACCGACUCGACAGCCCUGUAGCGCGCAACAACUACGAAAAGACAAGAGCCCGGAUGCAACGAUGGUGCUUCUCCGACUCUGCGCACGAGGCCUUUCGGCAUGCGCUGCUCCUGGUCCAGGAGACCAUGUUCUCAGGCCGUCUCUAUCGAGCCCGGGACGACCAUAUCGCGCCGCGGCCGUGGUGCUUGUAUAUUGCGGUUCUGACCCUCUGGGUCUACGGAGUCAUCACCGAGGGAGAGCUGCCACGGGAUGCAGCAGUCAAAUCCAGUGCGGAGGAUUAUGUGAUUCGUAUGACGAGUGCGUUGCAGCGAGGACUGGCGUCUGCUGUUGGAGCGAACCGGACAGACGGGCUCAUUAGGGCAGCUCGUGAUGCACUCUUUGGCUGUCGCUGGGAGCUCUUGGAAGAGGCGAGGAAUGUCCUAACGAGAAUAGCGGGAGACGGCGCGAAUGGUCAAGUGGUUGCCCCGAACAAGAUGUUGAUUUAAUCUACGUAGUAUGGUUGGGUACGAUAAUAAGUAGGGAUAAUGUUAGCUCGCGUCUUCGACAGCUGCAAGCCUCACUCAUGUCUGCGUGCAUUAAGCAGGGGGGUAGAGCAGUUUGUCUUGACCCAUGCCGGGCACUCCUUGAAUAUUUGUAGCACGCUCGGUGCAAAGUGGGUUAUACAGUCUGCGGGAUGUUAUAUGUAUACGAAGGACUCAAAGUAGG
This is a messenger RNA of Aspergillus calidoustus, 2596 nucleotides long. NCBI's taxonomy places the organism in Eukaryota, Fungi, Ascomycota, Eurotiomycetes, Eurotiales, Aspergillaceae. The record is from the annotation of a GenBank genome assembly.